This is a messenger RNA of Diachasmimorpha longicaudata, 2549 nucleotides long. It is a transcript of the gene Shark, whose product is annotated as tyrosine-protein kinase Shark. Lineage: Eukaryota; Metazoa; Arthropoda; Insecta; Hymenoptera; Braconidae. The record is from RefSeq and is a predicted model, not a curated record. Gene Ontology annotation, molecular function: protein tyrosine kinase activity; protein binding; ATP binding. Gene Ontology annotation, biological process: protein phosphorylation. Bases 166 to 2343 code for a protein of 725 amino acids. The transcript is spliced from 8 exons.
AUUUUUAUUGCUCAGUAAAUAGCGUGAAAGACUAGUGCAGGUUUGACUAAUAAAAUAUUCCACCUUCUGUCCCUCAUUCGAUUAAAUUUCAACGAUGAAAGCAGUUCGGAACAAUUAUUUGGUGAAACUAUUGUGUGAAUAAUAAUUCUUAAAAAUCAUAAAAACAUGGCCCAGGAUGAUGAUAUCUCCUGGUACCACGGAAAACUGUCCCGUGAAGGGGCUGAGAAUCUCCUGAGAAGGGGAAAUGAGGAUGGCAUGUUUUUGGUGAGAGAGAGCAGCACGUCAACAGGUGACUACGUGCUCUCUGUUCUGCACAACCAGGAGGUGAUUCACUAUCAAAUUCGUAAACACGGGGAGGACGCCUUCUUCUCGAUUGAUGACGAGACCACAAUACAUGGCCUGGACACCUUGAUAGAGUACUACCAGGAGGACAACCAUGGACUUGAGAUUAAAUUGCAGAAGCCCUGCAGAGGCCUUCUGCCUCCUCAUGACACGCGAAGACAUGGCAGAACUAAUUUGCUGCACAGAGCUACAAUGCAGGGAAAUUAUACGAUAGUGUCAGAGCUUUUAAAAUGCGGAUACAGAAGUCUGGAAGCCAAGAAUGAACUCGGCCAGACGGCAGUACACCUGGCAGCCAAAGACGGUGCUGAUGAUAUUCUGAAGAAGCUCAUCGAGAGCAAAGCCAGUGUCAACUGUCGAGAUUCCGCUGGGUACACUCCUCUUCACUACGCAUGCCAAAGUAAUCUUCCUAAUACCGUUAGAAUUCUCAUAUUGGGUGGAGCCAAUGUCCAAGCAAGACACACAGAAACAGGAAUGGUGCCCCUGCACGAGGCGGCGAGUGCGGGACAACGAGAGGUGAUAAAAGUCCUUCUUUCUAUGAACGCUCCUGUGCACCCUCGCACCCUGGCGGACGAUAUCCCCGAGAGUUUAGCUCGUCGAAACGGCCACACGGACUGUAUGAAGCUUCUACGUGACUACGAAGCCCCAGCGCCUAAAGAAAAAAAGACCUCCUGGUACCAUGGAACACUGGACCGGACAGAAGCAGUCGCCCUUCUCCAUAAACACGGUGACAAAGAGGGCAGCUUUCUGGUUCGCUUCAGCGACCGUCGCGGGGGUACCUACGUCCUCACAGUGAGCUACCAUCGUCAGGACUAUCACUUUCAAAUCCAAAAGAAAAAUGAUCUCCUGUUUAUCGAUAACGGACCUUACCUUGCGUCCCUGGAGCACGUGGUGGAGCACUACAGGUGCAUGCCGGAUGGUCUCCCAGGGCCCCUGGUGCAUCCCAUCCCUCCGGACCCGAGGCCUCCAGUGCCCGAGAUGCCACCUUCGAUCUUCAACGGGAAUACUCUCGGCAGAAAGCACUCUGAGGGCGGGCAUCAGUCGGCCGAUGGAUCUUAUCUCAGGAACAUCGCGUUUGACAUGGGAUUCAGUGCACCAGCACCUCCAGCAGUAGGUCCAGACCCCGAGGCCCGUCCAUCCAACAGUUGUCAAGACUUCAUCCCUGGGGAGAACCUUAUCCUUGGAGAGGUCCUGGGUGAGGGAGAGUUUGGGGCGGUGUACGAGGGCGUCCUUCAGAGUUCCCGGGGAAUUCAAGAACCAGUCGCCAUAAAAACCCUCAGGGAUACUCACAGUAUUGUCACGAGAGAGGAGUUCCUGCGGGAAGCCAGGCUCAUGAUGACUUUCGAUCAUCACUGCAUUGUCAAGCUCAUUGGCUUCUCCGAGGGGCCGCCCCUACUGAUGGUCCAGGAACUGGUGCCACUGGGGUCAAUGCUGGCGUAUCUCCUGGAAUUCCCUGACAGAAUCAGUACCACUUAUGAGCUCAAGAUCUGGGCCGCACAGAUUGCUUCUGGUAUGAAGUACCUGGAAGAGUUGAGGCUCGUUCACAGAGAUCUUGCUGCUAGGAAUAUUCUUCUUGCCUCCAGGCAUCAAGCUAAGAUCAGCGAUUUUGGGCUGUCGAGGAGCUUUGGCUCCAGUGAUUAUUACAGGGCAACGCAGGGGGGCAAGUGGCCCAUCAAGUGGUAUGCACCGGAAUCGUAUAAUUUUGGGACUUUCUCACAUGCCAGUGAUGUCUGGAGCUUUGGGGUCACACUUUGGGAGAUGUUUUCCUAUGGGGACCAGCCUUACGGGGAUCGUCGAGGGGUUGAUGUGAUACAACUAGUUGAGAAAGGAGAACGUUUGCAAAAACCAGAAGACUGUCCCGACCACAUCUAUGAAGUGAUGAAUAGAUGCUGGUCCUACACUCCCCAGGAUCGUCCGACCUUCUGUGAGCUCUUCGACAUAUUCUCCACUAACCCUGACUACGCUAAUCUCAGAGAUCUCGACCCCAACGUUGACAUCAGUUAGUCACAGCUCCGCAAAUGAAACAUUUAAUUGUGUUAAUUGAAAAAAAAACCAGGAGACAUUUUCUAAAAAUCAAUCAUUCCAAUUAAAUUCCGCCAAACUGUGCCAUGAAGAAACAAUUCGUUGGUUCAUUUUAUUCCGACUGUAAAUAUAUGAUAAUUUCAAUUUUACAAGAUAUAUGAUCAUUAAAUAAUUGAAUUCAUCUAAAA